AUGGGAACAUGUAUCGGAUGUGUUGCUAAGCCACCUCUGCGUCUACCGUUCAGAUCGGAAAUCCCACUUCCACAGCCGGUUCCCGUGCAAGUGGAGGUCACCGUGCAGGACAUCAUGGAGCUCUCUGUACUAAGCAACAGCUUCUCAGCUGAUGUCUGGUUUAGUUCAAUAUGGCACGACGAGCGUCUGGCAUUUCACCAUCUUGAUAGUUGCAGGGCAAAUAUGUCGUUCGACGACAAAUUUGAAACGAUGUUAUGGUCUCCUAAUGUGUGCAUUGUCAACACGAAAUCGACAACGGUCCACAAUUCACCGAAGCCGAACGUGUUGCUCAUGUUGAUGCCAAACGGCACAAUUUGGCUCAACUACAGGGUGAAAGUGGAGUCGCCUUGUUCGAUGAAUCUCGAACGAUUUCCGAUCGACGAACAGUUGUGCUCACUGGUGUUCGAGAGUUAUUCGUACAACACGGCGACGGUCAGCAUCAACUGGAUGCCGACUCCGAUCACGAUACUCGACGACAUCAGUUUGCCCGAUUUCGACUUGUCCGGUUUCCGCACUUACAAGCAUAUUGAGAUGUACUUCCCUACAUAUAUCUCGGUCUUCAUUUCUUGGUUUGCGUUCUGCAUUGACACUAAAGCAUUACCGGCUCGAAUCGUAUUAGGAGUAAACUCGCUAAUGUCGCUAACGUUCCAAUUUGGCAAUAUUAUUCGGUCAUUGCCGCCGGUGUCCUACAUCAAAGCGAUCGACAUCUGGAUGUUCACUUGCGUUGCCUUCAUUUUCGCAUCACUGCUCGAAUUGGCCUUCGUUGCCUACCAGGUAGGAAUGCUAACUGUUGUGUAG
Molecule: messenger RNA, 837 nt
Organism: Angiostrongylus costaricensis
Lineage: Eukaryota; Metazoa; Nematoda; Chromadorea; Rhabditida; Metastrongylidae
Source: the annotation of a GenBank genome assembly